GAAAGUGAAAGUUAUGUCUCAGUAAAGGCCUGAGGUGUAGAUUGUUCUGUAAAAACGUGUAGAUAUGCACAUAUAGUGACUAUUAGAGUGGUUAUGGAUUUAAAUCAACUAUUUUGAAUGUGAAGUGGAGGACGUGAAGACCAGUAAAGUUAAAAUGGCAGAGUCCAGACUUCAUAAUCAGUUUAAACUCACCUCAGAAGACCAUGUGGAGGCUGAUGUUGGUGAAGAGGUCACCCUCCCCUGUCACCUCUCACCUGACACCAGUGCUGUUGCCACGGCGAUCAGGUGGUUUAAAAGGACAGAGUGUAUUUACCUGUAUAAGAAUGGCCAGGUGACAGAGAGGAGUGGCUAUGAGGGCAGAGUGAGUCUGAUCACCCAGGAGCUGGAGAGAGGCAACGUGUCUCUGAGGCUGAGAGACUUCAGGGGGCCAGAUAGAGGAGUCUACAUAUGUCAGGUCAUCCAUGGAGAACAGAAGGAGGAGGCUGGAGUGCGUUUAUUGGUCAGAGGAUGGGAAUUCGGACGGGCCUCAGGAUCAGAGUAUUUACAACAUGAGACCCAGAAGGAGAAGCUGAAGAGGGAGGCAUCAGCUGGUGAGCUUGAGUUGAAGAUGGAAAAAGAAUUAAAAGAGAAAUUAAGACAGGAGAUGAUGAACCAACUAGAGGAGAAAGACACACAACUGGAUGAUAUGACCCAGGAAGUGAGAGAGAAAGAGAGACUCCUGGAGGAGAAGAACCAGAUAAUUGGACAGAGGGAGAAACUAUUAGAAGAGAAAGAAAACCAACUGGAAGAGAAAGACAAGCAACUAAAGGAUAGAGACAUUCAACAAGAGACACUGAGAAAGAACCUGCAGGACAAGAACAGCCAAGUAGAGAACUUCAGAGUCCUGCUGCAGGAAAAAGAUCUUCAACUAGAGGACAGCAACCACAGACUGGGAGAGAAGGACAGACUACUGGAAGAGAGAGACAAACUACUGGAGGGAAAAGAAAAUGAACUAAAAGAGAGGAGGCAGGAACUAGAAGAGAAAGACAGACUACUGGAAGAGAGAGACAAACUACUGAAGGAUAAAGACCUUCAACUAGAGGACAGAAACUACAGACUGGGAGAGAAGGACAGACUACUGGAAGAGAAAGAGAACCAACUAAAGGAAAGAGACCUUCAACUAGAGGACAGAAACUAUAGACUGGAGGAGAAGGACAGACUACUGGAAGAGAAAGAGAACCAACUAAAGGAAAGAGACCUUCAACUAGAGGACAGCAACUAUAGACUGGGGGAGAAGGACAGACUACUGGAAGAGAGAGACAAACUACUGGAGGGAAAAGCAAAUGAACUAAAAGAGAGGAGGCAGGAAGUAGAAGAGAAAGAUAACCUACUAGAGGAGAGAGAGAAGCAGUUAAAGGAAAGAGACAAACAGGUGGAGGAUGUCAACAAUGAAAAUGCUGAACUGGCUCAACAGAUAUGUGAUGUGAAGACUGAGGUAGAGAGACUGAGAAGAGAGAUCUCAGCCCAGAUGACUGAACCUGGAGAGACGUCAGAUACAGGUUCCAUACUCCCAGUCAGGAGGAGACAGAGCAAGGAUGAUCCUCCAGACAUGGGAGGAGAGACCUCAGAUACAGACCCCACACUUCCACUGAGGAGGACAAACAGCAUGGAGAAAAAUCCUCCAGAUAUGGGAGGAGAGAGCAGCAGUCCAGACUCCCCAGUGUCUCCCAGUGUGUCUGAGCUGAGACUGGUGCUGCUGGGGAGGACUGGGGCUGGGAGGAGUGCAGCAGGAAACACCAUCCUGGGCAGAGAGGAGUUUGGGGCCCAGGCCAGCCCCUCUGCAGUGACCCAGAGGAGUAAGAGGAGAGAGGGGGAUGUGUGUGGGAGACGGCUGGUGCUGGUGGACACUCCAGACUGGUUCUGUCCUGGACUCUCUCUGGAGGAGAUGAGACAGGAUGUGGGGCUCUGUGUCCGUCUGUCUGCCCCGGGACCCCACGCCUUCCUCCUGGUCAUACCAGUGGAGCCCUCUAAGGGGGAGGAGAGAGGGGUGCUGGAGAGAAUAGAGGAGGUGUUUGGGGAGGGUUGUUGGGAACACACUGUGAUUCUAUUCACCCAUGAUGAUGGCCUGAAAGAGCAGAGCAUUGAGGAGUUUCUCCAAGCAGGAAGUCAGGACCUCCAGCAGCUUGUAGAGAAAAGUGGGAGCAGGUACCACGUCCUCAACAUUAAGGACAGGGCCCAUGGCACUCAGGUAUCAGAGCUGCUGGAUCAGGUAGAGGAGAUGGUGGCAGGAAACAGAGAGAGAAUCUACAGCAGUCAGACCUACCAGGAGGCAGAGGACCAGGUUAGAGAGAUGGAGGGAAAGAUCCAGAGAGAGAGAGGAGAGAAGAAACAGAGGGAGGAGAGAGAGGUGAGAGAGAGGCUGGAGAAGGAGUUGCAGGACUCUCUGAUAAAGAUAGAGGGAGUGAUCCAGGAACAUGAGGGAGAUAUCAGAACACUCAGUGAAAGAACCAGUGAACUGGAGAGACAGGUGAAAGAAGAGAGGGAUGAGGAGAAGAAACGAGAGCUGGAGAGGGAGCUGAAGAGGGAGUCUGAUAGGAGGGAGGAGAUGGAGAGAAAGAUGGAGAGAUUUAGAGAGAAGACAGAGAAUGAGAGGAGGGAGAUGGAGGAGAGACAUAGACAGGAGAUAGAGGAGAUGAUGGAGAACUAUGAAGGAGAGGCCACAGUUGAAGCAGAGAGAAACCUGAUGAAGAUAGUCCUACCUGAGUUACAGAGGAACAUCAUGAUCUCACAGACAAAGAUGCAGAGGGAGUUCAGCAGACAGAUGGAGGAGAAGAAUAGACAGAUGAAGGAGAAGAAUAGACAGAUGGAGGAGAAGAAUAGACAGAUGAACGAGAAGGAUAAACAUAUGGAGGAGAAGGAUAGACAUAUGGAGGAGAAGGAUAGACAUAUGGAGGAGAAGGAUAGACAUAUGGAGGAGAAGGAUGGAGAAAUGGAGAGACUAAGACAGAAUUUGAAAGAAGUCAGGGAAGCUCACUCAGUGUUGCAGAAGAGACUGGAACGAGAGGGCAGAGGUCAGAGGGCACUGAUAGGGUUGUUGGGCUGGGUCAGGAGAAACUCAUCAAGUUGGCUUCUCCACAAUCUGACAUGAUUCACCAUCACCGUCUAUGUGUAGAACCAGACCAGGUCUACUGUCCACUGUACCGUGGUGAGUGACCAUGGAUCAUGAUGGUCAUGGGGAAAACAGGUCAGAAUAAUGUCUGGUCCAGUCUACAGUGUCUAGAGGAGGAGGGGAGGGAGGUCUGUAAAGAUCUUGAUGAGACUUAGAAAACAGGUCAGAAUAAUGUCUGGUCCAGUCUACAGUGUCUAGAGAAGGAGGGGAGGGAGGUCUGUAAAGAUCUUGAUGAGACUUAGAAAACAGGUCAGAAUAAUGUCUGGUCCAGUCUACAGUGUCUAGAGGAGGAGGGGAGGGAGGUCUGCAAAGAUCUUGAUGAGACUUAGAAAACAGGUCAGAAUAAUGUCUGGUCCAGUCUACAGUGUCUAGAGAAGGAGGGGAGGGAGGUCUGUAAAGAUCUUGAUGAGACGUUUAGAAUGGAGAGGGUGGAGAAUAGUUUAGAAUGGAGAGUUUCAUGUUGAAACUUUAAAUAUACACUGAGUGGACAAAACAUUAAGAACACCUUCCUAAUAUUGAGUUACAAUCCAUCCCAAUGGAACUCUGAUACCACAUGAGACUGAUAUUGUUGAAAUAAAGAAAUGUAACUUUGUAAGA
Molecule: messenger RNA, 3745 nt
Organism: Salvelinus namaycush (lake trout)
Lineage: Eukaryota; Metazoa; Chordata; Actinopteri; Salmoniformes; Salmonidae
Product: trichohyalin-like
Exons: 12
Coding region: 155-3127 (990 amino acids)
Molecular function (GO): GTP binding
Source: RefSeq, a predicted model, not a curated record